AUGUGGUUUGAUGUCUUUCUGCUGGGGUUUGACCUCGAAUGUCUUUUAGUAUGUUUAAUUGUCUUUGUAACGGUGGCAGGGUACCUCAAAAACAAGAAUCCUCCAAACUAUCCUCCAGGACCGCGGCCGAUACCAUUCAUUGGGAGUUUUUUAAGUAUGGAUUAUCAAAGCGGCGAUUUUACCAGGCUUGCCAAAAUUUAUGGAAAUGUGUUCAGUAUGCAACUCGGCUGUCACAAGGUUGUGGUUUUGUGCGGGCAGAAGAUGAUGAAAGAGGCCCUUUUGGUGCAUGGAGAGGACUUUGCGUAUCGGGGACCCACUCCAAUAUACAAAAGAGUUAUCAGCGAAAAUGCAGGUGGGUUUUUCUGCAGCAACGGCGAAAUGUCCAAAAGGCAUCGACGUUUCGUCUUAUCAACUUGGCGCAGUUGGGGCAAGAACGUAAUGGAGCAAAACAUACGUGAGGAGAUCCGAAACAUGCGAGAAGAGAUUGAGAAGGAGAAUGGUGAGCCUUUUGACACGAAAGGAAUUAUCAACAAUGCUGUGUUCAACAUCAUCUGCCAGCUGUUGACAGGAAGACGCUUUGAGUACAGCGACCACAAAUUUGUUAGUAUGGUCAAUAUUAUAAAUGAAUUAAUCAGGAUGGAGGGUUCCAUCUGGGCUGAACUUUACGACGUAUUUCCCCAAAUCAUGCAAUACCUGCCUGGUCCUCACAACAUGUUAUUCAGUCUUCGAGAGAAGAUCUAUAUUUUCAUGAGAGAGGAAGUGGAGAGGCACAAACGUGAGCUGGACCCUGACAACCCGAGAGACUACAUCGACUCUUUUCUGAUUGAAAUGAAGAACCACACUGAAAAUGACCAAGGCUUCAAUGAGAAAAAUUUAGUACUAUGUUGCGCGGAUCUCUUGGCGGCCGGGACAGAAACCACAGCCACCACCUUGCAAUGGGCUUUGGUUUAUCUUAUCAAAAACCCGGAGGUACAGGAGAAGGUGUGUGCAGAGAUAGACAACGUGAUCGGGCAAAAUCGUCUGCCCACAAUGGCUGACAGACCCAACUUGCCCUACACUGACGCAGUCAUCCAUGAGAUCCAGAGGCUAGCGAACAUUAUUCCUACUGGGAUUAGAAGUCUCGACAAAGACACAGAAAUAGGGGGCUACUUCCUACCAAAGGGUACAGCAAUUAUGCUCUGUAUGACCUCCGUUCUGUUUGACAAGACUGCGUGGGAGACGCCGUACGUGUUCAACCCUGGACACUUUCUUGAUGCUGACGGCAAGUUUGUAAAGUCAGACGCCCACAUGGUUUAUUCUGCAGGGAAGCGCGCUUGUCUGGGCGAAGGCUUGGCAAAAAUGGAGGUCUUCCUUUUUGUGGUGGCUUUGUUUCAGAAGUUCUCCUUUUCAGCCCCCGAGGGAGAGGAAUUAAAAACAGAAGGUGUCAUCGGAGUGACAAAUGCACCAUGUAACUUCAAAGUUCAUGCUAAAGCUCGCUGA
This is a messenger RNA of Nerophis lumbriciformis (worm pipefish), 1479 nucleotides long. NCBI's taxonomy places the organism in Eukaryota, Metazoa, Chordata, Actinopteri, Syngnathiformes, Syngnathidae. The record is from RefSeq and is a predicted model, not a curated record.